This is a messenger RNA of Cariama cristata (Red-legged seriema), 452 nucleotides long. RefSeq names its product transmembrane protein 114 (gene TMEM114). The transcript is spliced from 3 exons. The record is from RefSeq and is a predicted model, not a curated record. Gene Ontology annotation, cellular component: apical plasma membrane. NCBI's taxonomy places the organism in Eukaryota, Metazoa, Chordata, Aves, Cariamiformes, Cariamidae. The annotation marks the transcript as partial.
UGAGGAGUGAAUGUUACCCUUUGAUAAACCCUUUCUGGCAUGAGAAUGCAAACAUCACUGAUUCACACAGACAGCUUUUGUACAUGCACGGAACAUUUGUCAUCCUGAUGCCCCUCAGCCUGAUAUUGAUGAUUUUUGGAGGAAUGACUGGAUUCAUCAGUAUCCUUGCCAGGGCCUACCUACUGCUUCUAAUGACAGGACUGCUUUUUCUUUUUGGAGCUCUUGUUACACUUACUGGGAUCAGUGUCUAUAUUGCAUAUUCAGCUGCUGCCUUCGAAGAAGCUGUCUGCCUCCUGAGGAGUAAGGAUCUCCUGGUAGAAAUCGACAUCAGAUUUGGCUGGUCACUGGCACUAGUCUGGAUCUCUUUUGUCGCAGAAGUGCUCACCGGGGCUGUGUUUCUCGUGGCAGCAAGAGUUGUGGGUCUGAAACGGCGACGUGAGCAGGCGUUAUGA